AUGGUAAGUGAGGCCACGCCCCUCCGAGAAGCCACGCCCCCUAUAGUUUGCAAUGUCAAACGAAGCCACGCCCACCCCAUAGACGGCAAUGGCAGACGAAGCCACGCCCACCCCAUAGACAGCAAUGUCAGACGAAGCCACGCCCACCCCAUGGACAGUAAUGGUAGCCUAAGCCACGCCCCCUCUGUGAAGCCACGCCCACCCAUAGGCGGCAAUGGCAGACGAAGCCACGCCCACCCCAUAGGCGGCAGCAUCGGUAAACGAAGCCACGCCCCCUCUGAUGAGAAGAACCAGAUGAUGACCACGAACGUCUGGCUGAAGCAGGGGGAUUGGGAUUGGAAUUUGGAGUGGGAUUUGGCUGACCAUCCAUCCCUGACCAUCCAUCCCUGACCAUUCCUGACCAUUCCUGACCAUCCAUCCCUGACCAUCCCUGGCCAUUCCCUGUUUUCCAGCGCCGACGGCGAGUUCGCCGUGACCCACAUGACCAAGGCCCACCUGUCCUGGGACGGGACGGUCAAGUGGACGCCGCCGGCCAUCUACAAGAGCUCCUGCAGCAUCGACGUCACCUUCUUCCCCUUCGACCAGCAGAGCUGCAAGAUGAAGUUCGGCUCCUGGACCUACGACAAGGCCAAUAUCGACCUGGAGACCAUGGACCACCAGGUGGACCUCAAGGACUACUGGGAGAGCGGCGAGUGGGCCAUCAUCAACGCCGUGGGCACCUACAACUCCAAGAAGUACGACUGCUGCACGGAGAUCUACCCCGACAUCACCUUCUACUUCGUCAUCCGGCGCCUGCCGCUCUUCUACACCAUCAACCUGAUCAUCCCCUGCCUCCUCAUCUCCUGCCUCACCGUCCUGGUCUUCUACCUGCCCUCGGACUGCGGCGAGAAGAUCACGCUCUGCAUCUCCGUGCUGCUGUCCCUCACCGUCUUCCUGCUGCUCAUCACCGAGAUCAUCCCCUCCACCUCGCUGGUCAUCCCGCUGAUCGGCGAGUACCUGCUCUUCACCAUGAUCUUCGUCACCCUCUCCAUCGUCAUCACCGUCUUCGUGCUCAACGUCCACCACCGCUCGGCCGGCGCCCACGCCAUGCCGCGCUGGGUGCGCCGCUUCUUCCUGGGCGCCGUGCCGCGCUGGCUGGCCAUGAGGAGACCGCCGGCGCCGCCCGCGGGGACGGGGGGACGCGGCGCCGGCGCGCGCCUCGGCGCCUCCCGCUGCUGGCUGGAGACCGACGUGGACAACAGGUGGGACGAGGACGACGAGGAGGACGACGAGGAGAAGACCUGUCCCAGCCACCCCGCGGGAUCCGAGGAAAAGCGGCUCCGCCGCGGCCGGAAAGGGUCGGGAUCUGGCGGGACGGCCAAGGAGGAGGAGGAGGAGGAGGAGGAGGAGGAGGAGGAAGGCUCGGAGCGGGGCUUGGAGUUGUCCCCCAGGGUCCUGAAGGCCCUGGAGGGGGUGCAGUACAUCGCCGACCACCUGCGGGCCGAGGACGCCGACUCCGCCGUGAAGGAAGACUGGAAGUACGUGGCCAUGGUGAUCGACCGGAUCUUCCUCUGGAUCUUCAUCAUCGUCUGCCUCCUGGGCACCGCGGGGCUCUUCCUGCCGCCCUACCUGGCCGGGAUGAUCUAG
Messenger RNA from Lonchura striata (white-rumped munia), 1626 nucleotides. NCBI's taxonomy places the organism in Eukaryota, Metazoa, Chordata, Aves, Passeriformes, Estrildidae. The record is from RefSeq and is a predicted model, not a curated record.